This is a messenger RNA of Lycium barbarum (goji berry), 700 nucleotides long. Its product is annotated as outer envelope pore protein 16, chloroplastic. The coding region runs from base 102 to 542 and encodes 146 amino acids. The record is from RefSeq and is a predicted model, not a curated record. Gene Ontology annotation, biological process: protein import into chloroplast stroma. The transcript has 6 exons. Gene Ontology annotation, molecular function: amino acid transmembrane transporter activity. NCBI's taxonomy places the organism in Eukaryota, Viridiplantae, Streptophyta, Magnoliopsida, Solanales, Solanaceae. Gene Ontology annotation, cellular component: chloroplast outer membrane.
ACCUUAGACCUUACCCCAAAGAGUGAGUGGACUACCUGUGAGUGUAUUUUGAGUAGAAGGCAGAACAACAAAGAACAAACAACAAAAAAGAAAGAAAAAAGAUGCCUCGGGGCAGAUUUUCAGGAUCAUUGGCUACUCCAAAGGUGGAUGUAGUGAUUGAUAUGGGAAAUCCUUUACUCAAUCAAACUGUUGAUGCUUUCUUGAAGAUUGGCACUGUUGCUGUCGCCAAAACUGCUGCAGAAGAAACUUAUGAAACCGUCAAAAGAGGCAGUGUUUCGAGUCACCACUUUGAGAAAUCGUUGAAGAAAAUGUGUAAAGAAGGUGCUUAUUGGGGGACUGUUGCCGGAGUAUAUGCUGGAAUGGAGUAUGGAGCGGAGAGAAUUCGUGGAACCAGAGAUUGGAAGAAUGCAAUGAUUGGAGGUGCAUUGACUGGGGCUGUUGUAUCGGCUGCAUGCAGCAGCAACAGAGACAAGAUUGUUAUGGAUGCGAUUGCAGGUGCUGCUGUUGCUACUGCUGCAGAGUUCAUGAAUUAUCUCAUAUGACUUGAACCAAGAGAACUAAGAAUUUACUUGCCAGAUACUAAAAACAUUACUUAGUAUUUGCUCUAUUUCUCUCUAAUUGUAUCCUUUCAGAAGUACACGCUUGUGACAAAUGAAUCUUAUCGUAAGUCAAUCUACAAUUUAUCCAUAUUUCUGAAUCA